Messenger RNA from Apis mellifera (honey bee), 1752 nucleotides. RefSeq names its product cell cycle checkpoint protein RAD17 (gene Rad17). Gene Ontology annotation, biological process: DNA damage checkpoint signaling; mitotic DNA replication checkpoint signaling; DNA repair. Lineage: Eukaryota; Metazoa; Arthropoda; Insecta; Hymenoptera; Apidae. The record is from RefSeq and is a predicted model, not a curated record. The transcript has 9 exons. The coding region runs from base 311 to 1702 and encodes 463 amino acids. Gene Ontology annotation, molecular function: chromatin binding.
UAGAGAUGGCGCUAAUUUCCGAAUUUUUACCUUAAAUUAUUUCUGCUUUAUUUGAUUUUCUUACUUCUCUUUUCUUAGAUCAGAGUAUCUAAACAAACUCGUUAAAAUUUGUACACUUGAAAAACGUUUUCGAUAUCUAAUUAAUUUUAUUCUCUUUUUUGUUUAACUUAUUUACAAAUUUUUGAAUCGUUAAAAAUCAUUAAAUAUUCGCUAUUAAAUAUUUUUAAUGAAUAUGCAUUAUUAAAACAUUAAUUCUUGUGAUAACGUAUUUUAUUAUUUAUUUGUAAAAAAUUUAUAUAUUUAAUAAAAUAUGACAAGUUUAAAGAAAAAUAAUAGUUGGUUAUUGCCAUCAUUUGAUUGUGAAUCUAUUAAAAAAACACCAACUAAAUGUAUCAUUUCAGAAGAAUUAGAAGCUAAUGUUUCUCAAGUACCAAAUGAUUGUAAUAUAGUUCUGAAAAAAAAAAAUACUAAAAAUUUGUCUGCAUUAUUGGAAGCUUGUGAACCACGAUGUUCUACUGAAUUAGUAGUUAGCAGACAAAAGAGACAAGAAAUUUUAGAUUGGUUGCAAUAUAAAGUAAAAAAGGGUAAACCAGCUAUUUUAGUUUUAUCUGGUCCAUCUGGUUGUGGGAAAACAGCAGCAAUAAGAGUUCUUGCAAAAGAAAAUGAUUUUAAUUUAACAGAAUGGAUUACUCCUAUUGAUCAAGUUGUGGAUGAAAAUAACAGAAUAAUGAAACAAGGAGACAAAUUUGAAGAAUUUUUAAUUAGAGCUACUCGAUAUAAUUCAAUUCUGAAUAAUUGUUCUAAUCGUUUACUUCUUGUAAAAGAUUUUCCAAAUGUUUUUUAUGAUGAUAAAGAAAGCUUUUUUUCUCUUUUGGGAAAAUAUUUUGAGAUUGGAAAAGAACCUAUUGUUUUUGUAUGCACAGAAGCAGGAAAUUCAAAAUUGUUGCAAAUAUUAUUUUCUACUAAUAUAAGGGAAAAGUUUGGAAUUGAUAUGAUUAAUAUAAAUUCUGUUACACAAGUUGCAAUGAAAAAUGCAUUAAAAAGAACAGCUAAUAUUUUAAAUUCAAUUGCUGGACAUAUGUUACAUGUCUCACAACAUAAAGUUGAUGAAAUAUUAUCAAAUAAUGUAGGAGAUAUUAGAAAUGCGUUAUUAAAUCUUAUUUUUAUUUCAUUAAAAGUACCCGAAGAACAAGAAAAUAAAUGUAAUAUACGAGAAGAAACUUUAGGACUUCUCCAUGGUGUUGGACGAGUAAUUAAUCCAAAAAGAAUUCAAACUGGAAAUACUUGGAAAUUUGUACAUGAUCCGGAUGAAAUAAUAACUUUUUUUCAAUCACAAGCAACAGUAUUUUUAAAUUUUUUACAAGAAAAUUAUUUAAAUACUAUGGGAGACAUAGAGAAAGUGAAUAUUUGCACAAAUAUUUUAAGUUUAGCAAAUAUUUUAAAUUCUGAAUGGCGAGAUUCUAAUUUAACUAAAAUUGCUUUAUCUUUUUGCGUCCGAGGUAUAAUGGUAACCAAUGAAAAGCCAAUUUCUGGUUGGAAUCCUGUACGAAAACCACCAAAUGAUCAAAUUAAUGUACAAAGAUGUGUAGCAGCUGCCGAAAUUCGAUGGUAUGAAUCUAUAAUCAAUAAGAAAUCGAAAAAUACAACUUCUCAAAUGGAACUUGUUAUUCCUCCCGACAUCGAGGAAAUUAUUAUUGAAUAAUAUUCAUGGAAUUUAGAGAAGAAGAUAAUAAAAAAUUUUUUUCAUAUAUA